Molecule: messenger RNA, 452 nt
Organism: Drosophila navojoa
Lineage: Eukaryota; Metazoa; Arthropoda; Insecta; Diptera; Drosophilidae
Product: kelch repeat and BTB domain-containing protein 2-like
Molecular function (GO): protein binding
Source: RefSeq, a predicted model, not a curated record
UAAGCAUGGAUAAAUGGUUCGCACCUGCUCUUAGUUGUAUGGAUAAACAGUUUUUUGACUGUCGUAUUAUAAUAGGAUCCAAAGUAUUCGAGUGUCAUAAGAUAAUUCUGGCAUGUGCCUCGGAUGUCUUUAAGCGCAUGAUGUUGACGGAGUGCAAGGAAUCAAUUUCUGGUGACAUAUUCUUAGACAAUGUAUCGCCAGAGACUUUUGAAAUUUUUCGUCAAUAUAUUUACUCUUACAACCUAGUCAAACUGAAUGAACAUGAAAAUGCAACGUUAAUGGAUCUAUACAUAUUCGGUAACCAAUGGCUUGUACGUUCAAUAAGCAACGAUUGUAUGCAGUUGUUGAUCGAGCGUGUUAAUACCAUGAAAGUUGAAGAACUUAUUGAUUUGUUUGAAUUCGCUUACAACUUCGACACUCUGAUAUUUUUAAAGAAUAUAUGGCCACCGUAG